This is a messenger RNA of Balaenoptera ricei (Rice's whale), 714 nucleotides long. RefSeq names its product lymphocyte antigen 6 family member K (gene LY6K). Gene Ontology annotation, cellular component: acrosomal vesicle. The transcript is spliced from 5 exons. Lineage: Eukaryota; Metazoa; Chordata; Mammalia; Artiodactyla; Balaenopteridae. The record is from RefSeq and is a predicted model, not a curated record. Gene Ontology annotation, biological process: binding of sperm to zona pellucida. The coding region runs from base 102 to 641 and encodes 179 amino acids.
GGGAGGGCCCUGGCGCCCCCAGACGCGUGGCCAGUGUCUCUCCUCCUUGACCGGCCACCCGCCAGAUAGCAGGGCGAAGGCAGGGCCAGACAUCGCGGGAAAUGAGGGGCCUCCUUGCUUUGCUGCUGGUCAUGAGCCUGCCGUGGGUGGAGACCAAUGUCACCGUGUCUGGAAGGCAAAACGUACUGAGGUGUCACGUUUGCGAGGAGGAGAACAGUUUCGAUUGUGAAAGACCAACAGACUGUAAAGCGGACACUCCGUAUUGUACUUCUGUUGCCGUGACAGGCUCUCUGGCACAGCACUCACACCCAGGCCCUGGGCAGCGGCUCCUCAAGAGGCCCAGCUCCAAGCUCCGGGCAGUGGCUCGGUCGGCCGGGAGCCCCUUGCUCUCGUGUGUCUGUCCGUGGUCACAAGGCCUGAGCGACCCUGCGUUUGAGAAGUUGAGGCCGAAGGAGCCUGUACGUUCCCAAAGGGAGACCGCAAGGCCCAGGUUCCCGGUGCGCGUGGACAGGCCGAGGCUGGGGCAUCCGAUGCCGCACCGACUCCCAGAAGCAAAUCUGAACACAAAGCCCCGAUCCUCUUCCUCUGUGGUGAUGGCUCCUGACUCCCCAUCAGGGGCCCUCUUUGAGCGGGGCUUCUGAGAGGCGGCACCGGAAGGGAAUAUUUCCACGGUUCUUCUAUGUCUCCAAGCAGUGCGUAAAGUAUUGUGGGAUA